Acaulospora morrowiae is the source of this 1134-nucleotide messenger RNA. The record is from the annotation of a GenBank genome assembly. NCBI's taxonomy places the organism in Eukaryota, Fungi, Glomeromycota, Glomeromycetes, Diversisporales, Acaulosporaceae.
AUGGACAUUGUCGGAAGAGAAUUUGAUUAUCAGUCAUUUGAACGUAUAGAACUUUUAUCGAGUGGGCCAAUAAGCAUAGUCAAAGUCGCUCACCUGGAAAAAAUCCACAAAAUUCUUAUCCUGAAACGGAAAUCAAAAUUCUUGGAGAUUUUCCCUCAAGAUGCGUACCUAUCAGAAGUUCGCAAAUUGUUAUCCGAAAGAUUCCAUCGAUAUAAAUUUGGCCCGGAAAUGCGCAGUAAUUGUCACUUUGAAGACCCUAAAUAUGGAAUAGUGAGAGAUGAAGAUAAAAUUUUGUUAACUGAGAUUGCUCACGAAAGUGCUAUAAAAAUCGUUUUGAAUUACCCAGACUUGCAUGAGUUCGCUCAGCGUAGUGAGUAUGGAUUUAAAAUAACAGACAAAGGAUCUGAGAGAGCAAGAAAAAAGUCAUCGAGUAUAAAAAAAUACACAGAUAUUAAAGGUUACCCGAAGCCAGAUAUUAAUAUACGUUGUAAAAACCAUAUAGACCAUUUAUGUGCACGUAACUUGGUAGAUUACUUAGCAGAUUACUUAGCAGAUUCAGAAGAAACGAUUCACUGGUUAUCCAUCUGUCUUGGAAUAGAAAAAAAAGAUCUGGAAGGAUUGAACAAUAAUUCUUUUCUUCCCAACAAUUACAAAAUAUUAGAACGUCCCAUGGCACAUAUAAUAGUGGAAGAUAUAAUUAUUUCUCCGGAACUAAAACAAGAAAUUAAAAAGGCCGUUGAUAACAAACAUUCUAUAUCAAAACAGCGCGAAAAACUUAGGAAAAUAAGCGAAGAAUUUGGUCAAUUUUAUUCCGAGGAAAUAAUAUUAGGAGGAAAAAUUGUGCAACAAAAAAAUACAUUGACAGACAGCACUUCAAGUAAUCGAAACGUCGGCUCUGCUUCUAAACUCAUACCAACAAGUGAUGAAUUUUGUAUUAUUAUCGGUGGCAGCAAAGAAACCUCUCACAAGGAUCAUUCCGAAUCUGAAUGGCUAAAAUCGUUAAUACGUGAUCCACAAACUUGGGAGAUAAUUGGAUAUAAAAAGAUUUCUCCCAUUUUUAACCUUUUGCAAGAAAAUGAUGAGGAGCAAAGGACUUUAAAACAAAAGGUGUUGAAAGCACUCGGUAUUGACUAA